AUGGCUGCCUUCUUACGUUUUAAAGGCAUCAACAACACAGUAGCUGCCCACGUUUCUGACGUGCUUCAGAUCUCAGCAGCAGCGGGAUUCCUCCUCGUUGUACUGACAGCCGUCCUAUCCCGCCAUGUUCAGCGGCAUUUCACAUGGUUGAACUUCUGUGUUUCCUGGAUAAUAUCCUGUAUUUCAUACACGCUCCUGGUCUUCACGGGUAAUGGGUCGAAACAUGCACCACCAUUCGAGCUUUGCGUCGUCCAGGCGGCUUUAAUUUAUGGGGCACCUGUGCUAACAGGGGGUACAACGUUUUCCCUAGCUUUCUAUAUGUAUACCCAUGUCAAAUCUACUCUUGACAAUGCAUCAUUAGGCGGAGAGUCCUUCUGGGUGAGCUUGGUGGCCGAUUUCUUUCUCUUCAUUGCUCUUGGCUCAUUGAACAAUUCUAAGCUCGUUUUGGGUCCUUAUCUGAUCUGGCUCGGAUUUUUUAUCGGAGUUCUGGUUUCUGGUAUCAGGCAGCCCUCGCUGGUCAGGAAGGCAUCGAACUAUUGUGAUUUCACUUCUCGCAUUCCAUCCAAAGCAUCUGCACUAGUUGUUGCCCUGGCGGUUAUGGGUGUUAUCACGGUUUCAAUACGUGUGACCGUACGACUGUAUAGGAAUCGCAGAAGACUCGGACAUGACACGUUAUAUGUAACGACGGCUAUCCGAGUAAUGCUCUUUGCACUCAUUUGUUUUCUGGCUUUUGUAGUCAGCGCAGUGUAUAUCAUUACCUGGAGCCCAGGACCUGAAUUUGACAUCAUUUUGGCGCUGGUGCCCAACUUUGGUGUGAUCAUUUUUGGUAGUCAGGCGGAUAUUUUGCGCGCCUGGAUAGCGCUUCUGAAGAGAGCCAAGGCCUUCGGAAACAAGUAACGUUCACCUUGCACAUCUUCCUGGAAUUUGAGCAUACAAAGUGUGGUCCGGGUGGAGAUGUAACGGUUAGUAGUCACAUCACUAGUCGGCACUAUCAUCCCGCAGAUUGCAGCACUCUGAAUCAUACCCAUUCAUUUUCCUUACUCACACGUCAUCCAUGGCUCUCCGUCUCUCCUUAUGUGGUUACUUUAUUCCAUAUUUAUAUUUUACUUGACUUGUAUGCAUUUUGAUGUAGACACUGCUCCUUCUAUAAUAUUCCAGGGAAAUUUGACUGAGGUUUUUGGAGCUUCGCACUUCCAAGUUCCGUCUACUUACACAGAG
Desarmillaria tabescens is the source of this 1218-nucleotide messenger RNA. RefSeq lists its product as uncharacterized. The transcript has 9 exons. Lineage: Eukaryota; Fungi; Basidiomycota; Agaricomycetes; Agaricales; Physalacriaceae. Bases 1 to 897 code for a protein of 298 amino acids. The record is from RefSeq and is a predicted model, not a curated record.